This is a messenger RNA of Poeciliopsis prolifica (blackstripe livebearer), 7939 nucleotides long. RefSeq names its product solute carrier family 16 member 2 (gene slc16a2). Lineage: Eukaryota; Metazoa; Chordata; Actinopteri; Cyprinodontiformes; Poeciliidae. The record is from RefSeq and is a predicted model, not a curated record. Gene Ontology annotation, biological process: transmembrane transport. The transcript has 7 exons. Gene Ontology annotation, molecular function: monocarboxylic acid transmembrane transporter activity; thyroid hormone transmembrane transporter activity. The coding region runs from base 508 to 2157 and encodes 549 amino acids.
AGCCGACACAACCCACAGCUGGGACUCACACAGGCCUAGCUACAUCCGAAACAGCGUGAAUGUGUCAAGGGGAAGUCGGGGUGCGAGGCACCGCUCAUGCUUGCACCGCCUGCGAGAUGACCGGGUGCGGACUGCGUGACGAGACGGCGCGGUGUCGAAGCGGAGCGGAAUCAGUGGUACAAGUCAAUAAAUAUAUGGGUUAACGCUCCACAGGCAGUUCCUUAUAUCGGAAAGGAAGAUUAGGUGGGUGAAUUCCUGGAAACUCGGAGUCCAGAAUGGGGAAAGCAGCGCUCGCAGGCUGGGAUUUCUUCUCAGAAGUUGCCGCUCAGACUUCGGCUGCCAGCGGCGUGUAGGAGGCUGCUGUGCCAGGGAACCACCAUCAGUCUUGCACGUUUGACAGAUAGCCAAUCAAAUCUGUUAUUCAAAUCGCUGCUCUUAUGUCAGUGACCUAUAUCCCCGGCAUGAACGGCAAAAUCCAGCAGUAACCUCCCCUCCAGUCCAGACAGCAUGGGGACCAACGGGAUCGAGGUCCAGGCGAAGUCCCGCACGGAGCAGCCGGGCGCAGCGCCGCAGAUGGAGCCCACAGACGCUCCCUCGGAGGCGGACGGCAGCAAGGAUGGACAGCCGGCGGGCAGCGCCGUCGAGCUGAUAGAGGGAGAGUCCAAGCCCACGCUCUCCGCCUAUCCUGAUGCUGAAGCUGGGGUGCAGCUGGAGAUGCACGGCCAGGGACCCGGAUUUGUCCCGCCAGAAGGAGGCUGGGGAUGGCUCGUGGUUUUUGCUGCAACCUGGUGCAACGGGUCCAUCUUCGGGAUUCAGAACUCUUUCGGGAUCCUCCAUACGAAGCUGGUGGAGGAGCACACUGACCCGGAGGACCAAACCUCCCAGUUCAAAGUGGCCUGGGUCGGGGCCCUGGCCAUGGGCAUGAUCUUCUUCUGCUCUCCUGUGGUCAGCAUGUUCACAGACCGCUUCGGCUGCAGGAAGACCGCUGUCUGUGGGGCAGCAGUGGCUUUCAUAGGGCUUCUCACAACAUCAUUUGCAAACUCCCUAAUCCUUCGCUACUUCACAUAUGGGAUAUUGUUCGGUUGUGGCUCUUCCUUUGCCUUCCAGCCGUCAUUAGUGAUCCUCGGUCACUACUUCCGGCAGCGACUGGGCCUGGCCAACGGUGUGGUGACGGCCGGAGCCAGUCUCUUCUCCAUGGGACUGCCAGUUCUUCUGAACAUACUGAUUGACCCUCUGGGUCUUAGCAGAACCUUCCAGAUUCUCAGCCUCUUCAUGCUGGUUCAGGCCCUGCUGGCAUUAACAUUCAAACCUUUACUUCCUACCGGGGGAGGCAUGGGCCCACCGGGGAUGGGCCCUGGCCCUGCUGAAACCCAGACCCAGGCCUCGGCUCAGGGGAUGAGCAAGUGGAGCAAGGUCGUUGCUGGGAUUAGGAAGUACUUCAACCUGCGUGUGUUUCACAUCGUGACGUACCGGGUGUGGGCGUUCGGAGUAGCAACAGCUGUGCUGGGAUACUUUGUGCCAUAUAUCCAUCUGAUCAACUUUGUGAAGGAAAAGUUCACAGAGAAUGAAAAGGAAUGGGUGCUGCUGGUUUGCAUCGGAGCGUCGUCGGGGGUGGGACGACUUGCCUUUGGAAAAAUUGGAGACCUCAUUCCUGGUCUACAGAAGAUCUACAUGCAGGUGGCAUCCUUCAUGGCCCUGGGCCUCAUGUCCAUGAUGAUUCCUCAGUGUGCGGUGUUCGAGGCGCUGGUGGUGGUGUGUGUGUUCCUGGGGCUUUGUGAUGGUUGCUUCCUCACUAUGAUGGCUCCUAUCGCCUUCGAGCUGGUUGGCCCCAUGCAGGCCUCUCAAGCCAUAGGUUACCUUCUGGGCCUUAUGUCCCUCCCAAUGACGGCAGGUCCACCAAUUGCAGGUCUCCUUCAUGACUACUUUGGCGACUACACAGUAGCUUUCUCCCUGGCUGGGGUACCACCUAUGAUUGGGGGCAUGGUGCUGUUUUUUGUGCCCCUGAUCCACCGCAGGGUCCAGCGAAACCAAGCGUCGCCCGAGGAGACGUCGACGACUGCCCACAUGUUGCCCACCACCCCACCUGCCGGGGAACCCAAGAGCUGCUCCAACGGAGACAUCCUGCCUGGUUACACAGACGUAGAGACACACAUCUGACUCACGUCUUACAAAGAUGGCAUACCUUUUAAACCUGCAAGGAUUCAGCCCACCAGCACUUUUUUCAUCCCUUGAAUCGCCUGUAUCUUUCACAGAAGUCUCACCUUUGGACUUCAUUUCUGGUUUACCUUUACUCUCUAACCCUUCCAAAUCUCUGCCGGUUGUUUGCUUUUUUUUUUUUUUUUUUUUGCAAAGAAAAGUUCAGAAGCGCACGCCAGCCAGAACCAGCAUGGAGGGAUAGAAGAUGGGGGUUCAGCACUGGAUGAGCGCAACAAAUUCUCAACGAGAAAAGUUUUCUCAUCAGAACUGUGUUAAAAACACACAAACCCCCGAGGAGGAGGGGGAGAAGAGAGAUCAGCAGUAGAUUAUUCUACAUCAUUUAUCUUGCAGUCAUUUUAUUUUUUUAGUUUUUUAAGUAAAUCCAUUCUUAACAUGAAAAGCAAGACGAGAGAUGCAUUUUCUAUGCAAUUUCUGCAGUUUCUAUGUAUUGAACCUCCUACAUAUAUGUUAGGAGCUCAUCCAUUUUAUUUAGUUUGUGUUUCCUAAACAUUCUUACUUUCAUGGGUUUAUAGUUUAUUCUGCAGCUUCUGCUUUCUUUCCAAACCACCAGUAAAUGGGCUAUUCCUCUCACAGAUGAGCCACUAAACACAAUCACCUCAAAUUAGCUGCAGACAACUUUUAGGUCCUGACCUUUACGCUGUAGGAACAGGCGGGGUCAGAAUCGUCAGCAGAGCCUCUUCGAGCUCCUCUUUCAGGAGACAGACGUGUAGAUCUGGCAGCUGGUAGUAUGUUACAUGUUUUUUUGGGGGGGGUUUUCGGUUCUCUAUUUUCAAUUUUGAUCCGUUCCUUCUCACUGCCUGGGUACAAGUUUAGUUUUACAGUCAAAUGUGUAAUAGGUUGAGCAUAUUACUGAUAUCUAGUCAUCAAACCUUCCGUUGUGCUACCUUUUCUAUGUUUAAUAAGGUGCUAGAUAAAUCUGCUUUCACUGUGUUUCUGAUAGCUUUGAAAAAUAAUCAACUGUCACUUUAUUUUGCUGUUUUAGUGGAAAGGAACUCGAUUAUGGAGCUGUUAAGAGAGAUCUAGUAUUCUUUCUAUAAUCUUUUUUAUUUUAAAUACGUACAAUAUGUUAGAAUAAUGUUAAAGUUGAAACAUUUUCUUUUUUUUUAAAUGUGUGUUCCUGUUUGUGCACACACAAAGUUAAUUACCAAUGGACAGCUGAGCUACAAUAAUGUAACUUUGAUAGAUCAGUAAAUAACACUAAUCUUCUGUUGUGGGACGUUUUAGUGCAUUUAUGAACGUACGAUUACUCAACUUUGACUUUUAAACAGCAUUUAUAAUAAUUUUACACCUACUCCUUUUCAGCUGUGUUUUGAUUUGUACCUUUUAAUGGCUAAAUUCAUUUUUAGGACUGAAAUAGAGAAAUGAUAUGAAGAAAAAACAAAUUGGAGCCAAAAGUUACCAAAGACUGAUAAUGUUACUUCUCUAACACCAAACUGCCAUUAAAGCAAACAAUAUCCACUCCAGACAAUAGAACGUUAUUCUGAGAUACUCAUUAAACCGUCACCUUAUGAAAGGAGUCUAAAGCCCCCUCUGCCUGUAACCUGCAAGUAAAAAACUCAUUUUGGAUAGUAAAAUUCUGUCAGGAUUCAUCUUAAAUAUUUAAAUUUUUCCUCUGGUUCUGACCAGUCUUGUUACUCCAAUGCCAACUAUCACCAGAGUACGUUAUAUUAGCAAACCAUGUGGUUUUAUUUCUGAAAAAUUUUCUAAAAGGAAAAACCACAACAGAACACAAACGUUCUGAUCCACUGCAGUCGUGACCUCUGCAGUGUUGCUCUUUAGUUUUAAGGUUGAGGCUGGUUGCAGUGUGCCAGCUGAUUAUUUUGAUUGCAGACUUUUUGAAUUGAUGUUGCCAAACGAGGCAAGCUUGGGCCGUUUCUUAGAUGAUUGCAUUCAUUUUCGGCUUUUCAUUAGACUCACUGGAGGGCACAGAAUAUUGUUGAGGCAGUAAUGAAACACAUCACACCCCUGGCGACCCUGACGGGGCAGUUUGCAGUAAUUUCUCUCACCGGGUCCACCUGCUUCUCCUGAACUGUAGACUAGAGUGUGAAGCAACGCUGCACUGCUCAAGCAUUAUGUUAGAAACAGGAACAGCAAAAGGUGAAGUGGGGAAAAGGGAAUGCUGAACUAAGUUCUCAGCUAACUUUCCCUAUUUGUUUAGAUUUUUUUGUCAUCAGGUCUGAUGCUGUGCUGUAACAGCGUGCAGCCUGAAAGUCACACAAACCUCUUCUCUUGAGAGGUUUCCUGCUGGCUCUGCCAGACGACUGACAGUUCCUGAUCAUUUAUACCUCAGUAAUCUGCUGACCUUCUCCAUUUCUCGUAUUUUUCUGUGUGUGUGUCGUAUUUCUGUUUUUGUGUGAGCCACAGUUCUGCCACAUGCUGUUCAUUGAUCAUGCCAACAUUCUCUUCCAACAUUUUUGUUCUUCCUGUUGACUUUCUCUUUAUUAGCUCUCGGUUUUUACUUUUUUUGUUCACAGUUUAAACGUCCCUGCUAUGUGUCUGUAGGGUGGUCUUUUUUUAUGUCCUUUUGCUAACGAAACCUUUAGAUAAAUGUCAAAUAUUCUUAAAUUAAUCAAUAGAAACACUUGACUCUGAAGACAGGAGAUCAGAAACACCGGUUUGACUAAGUUUUUAAGCUUUUAAACUAAAUAGAGAAGUGCGUUGAUAUUUAGCUCCUAGACUGAAGCAAAAAUAUUCAAUUAUUGUCAGAAUUAAACUUUGCACUUAGUGAUCCCUGUAAGUAAAGGAGGGCCCACUGUCGCUAAAGUCACACAUUGUGGAAAAGGUUUGGGGGUGUAAAUGUUUUCCAAAGGGCCAAAUCUUCUGGCAGCCAUAAAGUAGGACAUUGAGGUGAAACCAGCUGCCAUUUAAUAAGUGAUAUAGAUUCUGUUUAUAUGUGGUCUGAGUGGUUAUUGUUUGCCCUGUUUUAUAAUGACUUUGUCGUCACUUUGUUAGUCAGCAGCUUUCACCUCUGUCUUUUUACGCAAGUCGUUUUUUGUUCUCCAAAGGCCUAAAACCACGUGAUGAUGUGUUAACCUGUGAAAACCCUCGAAUGGAAAUCUGCCUUACAUUAACCGUGUCAUUAGCAGGUGGCCCAGCUGCACACCAGAACAGGAUUCGCCUUUAGCUUUGAAGAAUUCCUGCAUCUCCUUGCUCAGUGUGACUUUUUACAAAUUAAAAGUAAUCAAACUUUACUUUCACCUACUUUCUAGAACCAGCCAGGUGCUCCUUCUUCUCAACUAUUGUAGAUUUUAAAGAGGAAGCGGACUGAUUCGAUGUAAUUUGUAAUGGUUUUGAGUUAUUAUUUGUUGCUGUUUGCAUUGAAAGUGCUGGCAGGAGAUUUGCUGUGCUGGCUUAUCUGUGAAGAUUAGAGCUAAUACAGAAUGGUGAAGGAUGUAGAGUGAUAGAAAGCAUUUGGAUGGCUGAAGGCGUGUCUGAGUUUUCGCUUGCCAAAGUUUUUUUUUUGUCUAUGCAGCAUCACUGGUCCUGUUACUCUGACCGCUGAAUUCUGAAUACGCCAGACUCCCGAUGAUACAGUGCCUUAAAAAUGUGUUCAUGCUCUUGCACUUUGUCACAUUACAGCCACAAACAUCAGUGCAUUAUAUUGUUUUAUGUGACAGGCAUAGUGGUGUGUAGACUACAGCUGCAGGUGUUUAUUGUGACGUCACUACCGGAGACGAUUGUCGAUUUUUCCCAGCAAAACAGCUCACGCUUAGUCAGAUUACAUGGACAACGUUUGCAGAAGUCAUUUCUCAAGCCUUAGCACUAAUUCUCAAUUGGAUUUAAUUCAAGCUUUGAUUAGGCCAUUCUGUCAAAAGAUGGCGCCUGAAUCAUCCAGUCAGAGCUACAAUGAAAUGGUCAAAUUCAUAGUCACUUUUCAAAUGUGAAUCUCAAAUCUUUCCCAGCCUCUAACAAGUGUUUCUCCAUGGGGUUGUUUGUGUUGCCAACCAAAAGAUGUGCAUCCCACAGCAUGUCGCUGCCAUCACCAUGUUUCACACUGACAAGGGUGUGUUUGUUGUUUGAAACAUUCAAACAAAUGUUUAUGUUUUCAUCUAAAACAUAGAUGUUUGGGCCCAUUCAUUUGAUCCACAUCUUCAACCAGCUUCCCUGAUUUUGGCGGUAGCAUCCCCAUAGCAUGACGCUGCCACCACCGUGUUACACCGGUGGCAUAGUGUGUUCUUUUUUGUUCUGUCAGGUUUGAUGUAUGGUCAUGUCUUGGUAGGCUUCACAGUUGUGCCAUACUACUUCAAGAUCCUGGUGGAGUCUGUUUGCUUAUUCGGCAACUUUUGGUUGAACUGAACCUCAUGUAGUAUCAAAGUAAAAAGAUUUUAAACCACAAUUUUCAUAUUUGCGCAACAUUUCCCAAUCACUGUUCUCUGUCGGUCUGUUGCAUAAAGUCCCACUGAAAUACACUGAGGUUUGUGGUUGAAACAAAAAUAAAUGUGGAAAUUUGAUUCCAGGAGCCUGAAUACUUUUGCAAAGCACUGUAAAUGUUUAUCCAGCAUUCAAAGCUACGAGCUGCAGUAGAUAUGCACAGUGGGGCCUCUUGUGUUUCACUUUCAUGAGCUCCAGACACUAAUACUAGUUUUUAAUAAUAGUUUUGAACAUGUGUUUUUCUAAUUAAUAACCACCCAGGCUUCCUUUCUUUGUAUUUCUCUCAAGUCGCUCUCCUAACAUGCAGACUGUCCAACCACACAGUCUGCAGGUUGAAGCCUCGGUGUGGGAAGUAUGAUUCAUGCUCUGUUUAAUGUGUGACGAGGUAAAACCUCCCUAGGGCCCAAUCCCCAGUUGUUCCAUCGCUCUGGAAUUAAUGCUAACCAGGUCGGGUGAACUUGAAAGAAUUUGAGUUGUAUGUUUAAGCAAUUAAUUUAUUUCUCUUAUUUAAAAGCGGCCAGUAGGGAAAAGCUGGCCUCUUAAGUUUCAUCUUAUUAUUGGACUCACUGGCUUGAAAUGAGUCCAGACGUUUUGUAUCUCCCCAGUCUUGUUAUUCUGCCGUGCAGCGGGCCAUUCCUCUGGACUCCUCUGACCUCAGUCUGCUCUACUUUUUAACUGGUGUGCUUUACCUCGACUCCAAACCACAUUAACACCCGAAACCGAUAGCUGAAGGACCGAUUGUUAGAAAUCUGAGCCAUGAUACACAACAUGUCUGCACCUCAUUGACUGCCGGACUUCCAGCAAGAAUACUCUGUUGUAUUUUUGCCAGCAAAGAUCUGAAUUUCUCAGUACCAUGUGAACCUUUCUGUGUCUUUCAUAUGUGACAUAAACUACAAAGUUUUUAUAUGUGUGUUGCCAUUAUUCCAGCUGCAGAUGUGUUUUCACAGUUACCGUUUGGUGUUGCUGGUCAUUGUUGUUUAUGGUCCUACGUUCAUGGUCAGCCCAGGCCUUCCCGCAGCCUUACAUGUUGAAAUAUGCAGAGACUUCCAGUGCAGAAGUCCGUUAAACUUUCUUUCUCUGUAAACUCCAGCAGGUUGCUGAAACUAAGCCUCUUUUGCCUCUCCGCACUUUGCAAAGCUGCAAGCUUCUGUCCCACACCAGCUCUACCGUUUCAUCCUUUUGUUUAAUCCAAUGUACAACAUGAUCUAACAUGGUCAGUGAGCACAUUAGAUUGGGAAUUUAAGUCAUGCUGCUAGGAAAAAUUGUCUUUGUUUUUUUGUUAUAAUUUUGUUCCUCAUCAAAAGAGUCAUGUUUUUUUUCUAUUAAACUUUCAAUAAAGUGUAAAAUUGGA